Molecule: messenger RNA, 1221 nt
Organism: Durusdinium trenchii
Lineage: Eukaryota; Dinophyceae; Suessiales; Symbiodiniaceae
Source: the annotation of a GenBank genome assembly
CACAACGAACCCUUUCACAUUACCACUCCGUAGCAGAACUUUGCACAGACGAGUCCACCAGCAGACAUGACGUACGGAUGCAACGGUUCCCAGGGCAAAGUGUCGGACCACGUUUUUCGCUGCAGCUGCUGCGCCAAGAUGAUCCCGGAUCAUGCCCCAGUCUACAUGCGAGAUGACCUUACCUACUGCAGCUCCAUGUGCCGAGACAGGGGAUUGUCCAGGCUUGUCUUGAAUUUGAAAGAAGCUCGACUGGCUCGAGUUCCCUCAGGUGGCUCCGACCUGUGCACGGCCAGCGUCUACAAGUCGGACGCUUCUCCGACAGCGAAGACCGAGGUCACGGACCUCAGCGUGACGGACGACGUGGAUUGGGGACGACUGGGGCAACUGGCGAAGAUUGGACACCGUGUGAUUGAUGCCCUCUUGCGAAAAGUGGCUUCGAAAACUUGGGGUGCUCAGGUCUUGAGAACAUACUCUACCAGUGUGCUUUGGGGACGAGGAGUGGCAGAAAACUCGGCCGUGGCUCCACUUUUCAACUAUUUGCCACAGGUGGACCACUACAUGGCCAAAGAUGUUUCCUACGCCGACAUGUCUCCACGCUCGGAUGCGGUGGACAUUUUGGAUGUCCCCUUCUGCGUGUACUGAGGCACGCCGCACCCGUUUUGGCUGAUAAUAGCAAGGGCCAUCGCUACUAGGGUGGAGGCCAGCGCUACUAGUACUUUUGUUUUGAAUAGUGCGAUUUGGAGACACGUGGUGUCAACCUGUGAGGCAUAAAUUGCUUCACAGCGCAUCGACUGAGACGGUUUUUGUUCAAGACAAAGGCAGCAUAGCGGGCUCCUGUGGUUUUGGGCUCCAAACACCAUCUGGAGCAGCAGCUGCACCUCUUCACACCAUGUGAAGACGGCGUGUUUCAAUCUGGUGCAGAUUUUCAGGGACAGUUGCAUAAAUUGUCGCUGGGAGUGACCCGAUUUAGUUUGUUGCCAAGCUCUCCGAACGAAGCUCUUGGGGUAGAGGCUGCAGCCGGCAUGAACGCUUCCCCAUUGGGUCCAACCUCCAAACUUCUUCCGUUCAGCAUGUGCGUCCGCUGGUGGAACGCGUCAGCUGCGAGCAGCCUUGGGAACCCGCACAUCGAAGGCUUCGAAAGGAGCAGCGUCCUAUACUCGAUGUGAGCACCUUGCUUUCCAGCUAUGUAUACUUGAAUGAUGGAGUUGCAUCUGGGCGCUG